Messenger RNA from Cladophialophora carrionii CBS 160.54, 2433 nucleotides. RefSeq lists its product as uncharacterized. Lineage: Eukaryota; Fungi; Ascomycota; Eurotiomycetes; Chaetothyriales; Herpotrichiellaceae. The coding region runs from base 1 to 2433 and encodes 810 amino acids. The record is from RefSeq and is a predicted model, not a curated record. The transcript has 3 exons.
AUGGCCAAAGUCAAACAGAAGGUCGCCAGACAAGGUGCGGCGGGCGCCUCAACCCGCGCUGCCCAGGUUGCAAAACAGAAAAAGCACAAAGUUGCUGUGCAAGGAGAUCCCAAGGAUAAGAAAUUAGCCACUGUUGUAAGCAGAAUCCCUUCGCAUUCUUGGUGCCCUAUCAUCGACACGCUUCCCGCGGCUCUCAUUCACCAGCUCCCACCGUCCAUUAUCACCCAGCUCCCCCGGGAAGUCCUCACAAGAGGGCUGGUAAUCAGUGAACCUGACACUCGCAAGGUCGCAUUUACGGAGAACCCUCCUCCGGGCUACACGUUCAUCGCUGCAGGAAAUCCUGAACUCACCAAUGCAUUGAAAGAAUUCGCCAGCCGUGGCCAGCACAAGAUCUUCGUUGUCACUAUCACACCGCACGCCAAACGCCACGAGUUAUCGAGACAAAUCCAUCGCGUCGGCUAUCAUUUCCCCACCACGGUCGUCGAUCAGGUCUGUGCCCACUAUGGCAUCCGUCUCAACAACAGGGGCGAGCUCAUCGACGAGUCCAAGGAUGAAGAUCUCUUCCGACGGGUCUACCAAAACGCCGACGGCCAACGUCCGGCCGAAGAGAAGGAUCAGGUAACAAUCAACACGGAAGCCAAACAAACAAUCAAAGAUCUAUUUCCCAAAAUUCCGGAUAGUGAUCUAUUUAGGAUUAUCAAGCACGCUUUCCAGCUGAGCGACGCCAGAGUCGGAACCGCGCCAGAGCUGACCCUGCUCCGGAGAGCCCACCUCGCCGUUGUCGCCCAUAUUCGGCACAACUACACCUCAUACGACAAAUUGCUGAGGCACGUCCAAUACAACGAAGCUCGCCAUCAGGUUGAAAAGGAAACUCUCGAAAAGAUCAUUGAGUGGCGUGGUGGCGAGGACAUGGCUCUUGAAGAUACUGGUCAUGCUGCCGAUGAUCUCCUCAAGGAUGUGAUUGUCAUCUCUGACGAGGAUGCGUCCGAGGGCGAGGCGGAUGAUGUUCAACCUCUACCUCAAGAGCAAGUCCGUGUCGAGGAGCUUCCGACCGCACCCCAUGGGCGAGGUUAUGACCGCUCCCCCUCUCCAGUGGCCGAAGCGCAGCCUGAGCGUUACCCGGCCUACCCACGUCUUGUGCACAGCUACAGACCAAGUGAAGCCGAAAUCGCCCAACGAAGCCAGACCAGGUACGCUGUCUGGGACCAAGUAAGACGGGACUAUCACUCCAGAAUAGCCCAAGCUCCUACCACCGGCGUGGAGAGAGUCUACAACCCCGAACCUGCUCAGAGCUCUCGCAUUUUGAUACCGCUCGACGAUCCUGCCCCUCGGCCUGCUCAGCUAUUUCGUUACGAAGUACCUGUACAAAGACCUGUGAGGGUAGAAUACGAGCCGCUUCCGCCACCUCGACCGAACCCGCCACAGUUCAUUCGAGAUGCCAAUGGCAAUCUUUUCGAACGGGUCGAUUCUCAGCCACGCGCGACACCUGUGGAGACAUCGCAACGCUACUAUCAACACGAGACUCCAGCAAUGACUGGGGCGCUGGUAAGAACUCGACCUUCAUCGCCACCGGUCAACUUGCAAGCGCAAGCACGAUAUGCUACAGGUCGUGAUGGUGGUGAUGGUAUGGUGCUGCCAUCCGUUGAAGCACCUGAUGGGUCUUAUGCACCAUCUCGGCUACGCCGCAACCCCUUCGACAGAGAAGUAGAGCCUCGUGAUACUGACACAGUGCGACAAGAAGCUCGUCAACCUCGAGACGCACCGCGCAUUGACCUGACCAACAGUUCAAGCCAGACGCCUAAGAGACGUCGACUUGAAGAAAUUGAUCCGUCACCUGGAGAUCGCAUGGUCAGACGAGAAUCACCUGGCAGGCUUGUUGAGCGCCAGUAUCCACCACAACGUCUGACAAGAGCCGCGCACCCGGAGAGUCGCAUAGUUGAUUAUGGUGAGCCUCGUCACGACUCUCGUUUGCAAGCGACAAGUUCUGCCAGGGAACACGCUUACGCUGAUCGUCAACCGUUGUACGGUGUUCGUGAUCCUCCACGUACUUAUACACGUGUCUAUGAACCGUUGCCUGAAACGCAGGAAGCGCUUGAUUCGGCAAGAUCUCAAUAUCGUCCGCAAAGUUAUGGAAUCGUGAGACAAGAAGUCGAGUCCAUUCGCCCAGUUGGGCCUCCGAGAUAUGGACCUUCGACGCAUGCGAGCCCCAGUCAUGAGCCGAUCGUGGAGUCUCGCAUCUACGACGGCAGGACGACAACAGAGCGUGUCAUGCCUUCACGUGAACAAUACAUCCAACCUUCCAUGCAAGAGACGCGUGUCCGAUACGUCUAUGCUGAUGGGACAGAAGCCCCUGAGCCACUACAAGCAGUUCCUCCGCAGCGUGAAGCGGAGUAUGAACGACCAACUGCUGCGGUCCGGUCCUACGUUCGUUGA